AUGUUGCGUCAGAUUAUUGGUGUGGAACCGUCAGAAAGUAACAUACUAUCUGGUGGAAAGCCUGGCCCUCACAAGAUUCAAGGGAUUGGAGUAGGUUUUAUACCAAAGAAUUUAGACCAAGAUGUGAUGGAUGAAGUCAUAGAGAUGAUUGAAAGCAAUGCACCUGGAGACGAUUAUGAUGGAGUGAUAUACUUUCAGUUGACUCAAUUCUUUUUCCCGAUGUUCCAAUUGCGCUUCGAUUUUCUAGCCAUCUUUUGCUUGGUGUGCGAGGCUUUGCUCAAGGUCAAGCAAACAUUUCGCUCUGCUGCUGUUGAUUUACUUCCUGAAGAGUCAAAGGCACCAUAUCACUCCAUCACAUUGCCAGAGACAUUUGAUCUUGAUGAUUUUGAGCUGCCAGAUAAUGACAUUUUACAGAGGUUGGCUCAAUAA
Messenger RNA from Fraxinus pennsylvanica, 429 nucleotides. NCBI's taxonomy places the organism in Eukaryota, Viridiplantae, Streptophyta, Magnoliopsida, Lamiales, Oleaceae. The record is from the annotation of a GenBank genome assembly.